AGCAAUUAGUACCUGUUUUUGAAGCCAAUUGAACAUAUUUGAAUAUCGUUCGGAAACUGUUAAGCAUCGUUAAAGGAAGUCACGCGAAAAACGAGUAUAAAUACUCGAAAUGGAUGGAAAUGUUCCUAGAAAUGUGUAGAGUUUAAGCUGGUGGAAAGUAGGGACUUGUGUGGGAGACAUCAUGUUGGUACCCAUAUGGAUAUCAAAGGAAUUAUUUGAAAAUUCAUUGAAAACAUUUUAUAAUACAAAAUGCAUCGAAAUCAUAUCCUAUGUAUCCAAAGAUGCCGUAGCUGUAGGUGAAAAUUACACUAGCGAUUUAUUCAGGACAAAAGUUACGUUCCGUUUAAACAAGAGAGAAAAAAUCGAGGAACUUUCCGUUAUUGUUAAAUGUGGAAAUGAAGAGGGUGGAGUCAAGGAAGAUAUGGCAAAAAAGUUACACCUUUUUGAAAAAGAGGCAGAAAUGUAUAGCAGGACCUUCCCUGCCAUAUAUGAAAUUCUAGGAAAAUACUACACUUUGUCUGCUAAAUGUCUCUACACGGCCAUAGAACCUCAUAGGGUGAUACUUAUGGAAGAUCUUACAACCAGUGGAUUUAACGUUUUGCCGAGACACAUUGGAUUCGAUUUGGAGCAUUGUUUCAUGGUUGUGGAGAAAAUGGCGCAGAUGCAUUCGGCUUCUGUCAUUAUGUACGAAAAGGAUCCAUCUCUGGUGAAACAUUACUCAGAAGGACUAUACGCCGAUAACCAAAUAGUUAGAGACUGGGUCUCUGCAGGUUACAAAGGACUAGUAGAUGCUUGUUCCCGCUGGCCGGGUUACGAGAAAUUUGGAUACAAACUGCAAGCAUUGGGGGAAGAAGCCUUACAAAGGGGAUUCGAUGCUCAAAAACGGAAGCUGGGAGGAUUUCACGUACUCAAUCACGGAGACUUGUGGGUAAACAACAUGAUGUUCUCAUAUGGGGAAGGAGGAGAGCUGGAUGAUAUGAGAUUUGUGGAUUUUCAGAUGAACAUUUUCACGAGUCCAGCCAUUGAUUUGCAUUACUUUAUAGCGACAAGUACAAAGAUCGAAGUGAAACUCGAAUGCAUUGAAAUCAUACUCGAUCACUAUUACGCACAACUACUUGCAAAUCUAGCUAAAUUACAGUAUUCUCUAGAAAGGGUACCAACUAGAGAGCAGUUCAAAAAGGAUUACCACUACAGGGCAUUCUUCGGUCUGAUGGGUGCAGCAACGGUCCUACCAUUUGUGAAAGCAUCGAACAGGGCCGACGCUUCUUUUGAAAAUAUCAUAAAGGACGCAUCCAAGGAGGGGUUUCGAUACCAUGCUUACAACAACGAAAGGUACAGGAAGCACAUGGAGCAUUUGUUACCUUAUUAUGACAGCUUCAGUAUUCUUGACUGAUAUAUACUGUUUAAACUAGUUGAAGACUAAACUAAAUAAACUUUGUUAAAAUCGUUAUGUUUCUCUAUACUUAGCAUAUCAAUUCGGCGCAAAAACGUGGUGAGAUACAUGGGUUACACAGUUCAUUGUAUUUUUGUGUAAAUUACAUAUUUAGC
Molecule: messenger RNA, 1548 nt
Organism: Acanthoscelides obtectus
Lineage: Eukaryota; Metazoa; Arthropoda; Insecta; Coleoptera; Chrysomelidae
Source: the annotation of a GenBank genome assembly